Molecule: messenger RNA, 738 nt
Organism: Diaporthe batatas
Lineage: Eukaryota; Fungi; Ascomycota; Sordariomycetes; Diaporthales; Diaporthaceae
Exons: 2
Coding region: 1-738 (245 amino acids)
Biological process (GO): transmembrane transport
Cellular component (GO): plasma membrane; fungal-type vacuole
Molecular function (GO): tripeptide transmembrane transporter activity; dipeptide transmembrane transporter activity
Source: RefSeq, a predicted model, not a curated record
AUGUCGAAGACCUGGAAAGGCUGUCGCAUCUUUGCCACCUUCACAAUUGCCUGGCUUUGCUGGGACCAGGCCGAGAACAAUUUUAUAUCCCAAGCCGGGCAGAUGAACACCAUCGGGGUCCCUAACGAUAUGCUCUACUUCCUCAACCCCAUCGUCCUCGUCCUGUUCAUUCCCCUGUUCGAGGAACUGAUUUUCCCUUUCGUCCGAGGGCGCGGGGUCAAACUUCUGCCGCUCACCCGCAUCUUUAUCGGCUUCGUGAUCCUCAGCCUGUCCAUGGCGUAUGCAGCCGGCCUGCAGGCCAUCAUCUACUCACGGGGGCCGUGCUACGACCACCCGCGCACGUGCUCCGGAUCGCCCGACGGCAAGGUGCCCAACGACAUCUCAGCCUUCGCCCAGGUGCCUCUCUACGUACUGCAGUCCAUCGCCGAGAUCUUCAGCCAGAUAACUGCCACCGAGUACGCGUACAGCCAGGCGCCGGUAGAUAUGCGAUCCAUCAUGCAGGCCAUCUCGCAGAGUUUUGGCGCCUUGGCUGCUGCACUCGGUGUCGCAAUAGCACCUGUUUCGCGGGAUCCCUGGCUUGUGAUACUCUAUGGGUCGAUGGCGGGCGCCAUGGCGGUGACAAGUCUGAUUUUCUGGUUUUUCUUUAUGAGGGGGAAGGAUGACGAUGGGGAGACGAAUGCUUCGCUGAUUUCGAGACCCGCCAGUGCCGGGACCGCAGAGGGACUAGAGCGCACGUAA